Molecule: messenger RNA, 1904 nt
Organism: Haliotis rubra (blacklip abalone)
Lineage: Eukaryota; Metazoa; Mollusca; Gastropoda; Lepetellida; Haliotidae
Product: membrane-associated protein Hem-like
Exons: 19
Coding region: 1-1665 (554 amino acids)
Biological process (GO): cell projection assembly; neuron projection morphogenesis; cell migration
Cellular component (GO): SCAR complex
Source: RefSeq, a predicted model, not a curated record
AUGACAACAGAAAGGUUGUUCAGUCACACCAAGAGGCAGGACGUGCUCAUCAGUCGCUCUCUCGGAGAAACUGGUGAAGACUUGAGCAUGUUCACUGCCUCAGCUCUGCUGCCGAAGCACAGUCCGGCCACCAUCCUCAAUACAGUGCAGCGCAAGAAGAACAAGGAGAAGAAGAACCGAGAGAUCAAAGAGCCUGAGAAACCAGGACAGGAGAGCAUCCGCAAAAACAGGGAGAACUUUACCAGAAUGGACAAGCUCCACAUGGCACUGACGGAACUGUGCUUCGCCCUCAACUACUGCAACAUCAUCACUGUGUGGGAACACGGCUUCGUGCCCAGAGAGUUCUUCCUUCAGCAUCUAGAGACGAGAUUCAACAAAGCUCUUGUUGGGAUGAUGAUGUACAACCCAGAGACCAGUGAGAUCGCCAAGCCCUCGGAGCUCCUGAACGGCGUGAGAGCCUACAUGAACGUACUCCAGAGUAUAGAGAACUAUGUUCAUAUCGAUAUUGCCCGAGUCUUCAACAACGUCCUCCCCCAGCAAACACAAGCCACCGACAGCACCGGAGAGAAGACUGUCACAUCCAACUAUACAAACUGGUACCUGGAGGUGCUCCUGCGUCGUGUGACGGUCAACAUCGGUCAGAUUGUCUACUCCCCCAGCCAGAAGGCAUUCGUUAGCGUUUCCUCAGACGGAGGUGCGCCCUUUGCUGCGGAGGAAUACGCUGAUCUAACAGAGCUGCGAGCGCUGGCGGAACUGAUUGGUCCAUACGGGAUGAAGUACAUGGGGGAGAGACUGAUGCUCAACAUCGCCAGCCAGGUGGACGAACUCAAGAAACUUGUAAUUAUCAACAAGGAUGUGCUGAACAAGCUCCGGACCAGCUUUGAUAAUCCUGAUACGAUGAGAGAACUGUCCCGGAAGCUACAAACGUCACAUAAGAACGCCUCGAGUGAUGUGGACAUUGUGCUGAUGCGGAUGACCAUGGUUGGAGUGCUGUUGGCCUUCAGGGGACUGGCACAGGAAGCUCUCAGAGACGUAUUGGGAGAUAGGAUCCCCUUCCUGAUGGGCUCGGUGAAAGAUCUCCACCAUUACGUACCCAACACAAAGGAUGCCAUGCCUGCCUCUUUGAAAAUCCAGAAAAGUGACAAAAGCAAGGUUGUCAAUGAGUUGGCGUCUUCCGCUGGCUUGACAUGUGCCGUGGACCCCACGCUCUGCAACGCCCUCCGAACUCUCAAGUCAGAGCAUGCCGAGGAUGAGUACUCCCUGGCCUGUCUGCUGAUGGUGUUUAUCGCAGUGUCCAUCCCCAAACUGGCCAAGGGGGACGCAGCCAAGUACAGGGCUCACUUGGAAGGUCAUCGAAACAACAGCCACUGCUUGGCCAAGGCCAUCAACUCACUGGCGGGGGCUCUGUUCACCAUCUACGGACCUGGAGACGUUGAGGACCGGUUGAAGGAAUUCCUGGCACUGGCGUCCUCAAGUCUGCUGCGUCUGGGCCAGGAGCAGGACAAGGAGUCCAUCAAACAGAGAGAGUCUGUCUACCUGCUGCUGGACCUGAUUGUGCAAGAAUCACCAUUCCUGACAAUGGAUCUGCUGGAGUCAUGCUUCCCCUAUGCCCUGUUGAGAAAUGCCUAUCACUCUGUAUACAAGACAUCUGCAGGCGAUAACUGAUUUAUUCCACCUACCACUCAGAGUACAAGACAUCUGCAGGCGAUAACUGAUAUAUUCCACCUACCACUGAGAGUACAAGAUGCCUGCAGGCGAUAACUGAUAUAUUCCACCUACCACUCAGAGUACAAGACAUCUGCAGGAGAUAACUGAUUUAUUCCACCUACCACUCAGAGUACAAGACGUCUGCAGGCGAUAACUGAUUUAUUCCACCUACCACUCCGAGUACAAGACAUCUGCAG